AGAAGGGCUGGGAAGCCCCGUCACCAAAACCAGGACCCUUGGGUUCCCUGAGGCCAGAACAAGCCUCCGUGGGGUGUACUCUGUCCAAGCCAGCCUACCAUUCUCUUCCCCUUGGGUUGCUUCUGAGAGACGCUCUGUGGUGGGCCUCGUCAGUGGUUGCAUCGGUGGGCCCUCCAGGGGGCUGGGACUUCGUCCUCUGGCUCCUCACGCCCCCUCUUCCCCAGCCAGGGCCACAGGGCAUCAGGAGAGACUUGACCAAAGGUGGGGUGGGUGCCUCCUCCAGACCAGAGGGUGAGAGGAGUAUGGGCGAGAGCUUCACCCUCACUGUGGACAGAGGCCUGAUUGGUCUGUCUGGGAACUCCAGGGACACUUGGGAGAUGUCAGGGUGGCCCCUCUUCACAGACACUAAACCCUAAGUUGAGCCCAGUGGCUCCUCUCCCGUGGAGGUAUCCAAACACCCAGCCACAGGUGGGGGUGGGCGGGCAGUGCUGUGUCUGCCAGGCCUCCACUCGGUGAGUGGGGGUGGGUGAGCACACCCCUAUUCUCCAGCCUGAGCUGAGGCAGAAGUUCGAGAUGGAUAUUCUGUCCCUUGGAGGACAGGUCCCCAGGGUUGGCACUGGGGAGGCUGUGAGGGCAGGAAGAGGAUGGGGUGGUCAGGAGCCCAGGGGUGCUCUUCAUCUUCCCGCCCCGUGCAGACCUUGCGUCCCCACCUCUGAGGGGCAUGGGUAAGGAGGUCUUCAGCUUGGGGCCCACCUGGCCAGUGGCAGACCAAAGAGCUGCCCCAACCCCUUCCCCUGUCCUGAUGCACAGGGCCGAGCCACCCCCACUGUCGAGGCCUCUCUAGGACAGGGCUCCUCAGGGCGAAUGAGGGCAUCUGUCGGCAGGCCCGCCCUCCCUGGGGUUUGGCUCCUGCCCAUGGGGCCAACGGUGGAAAUCACAGUCUGAGAGGCCGCAGCCCAACUCCACGCAAUUCUAUUUUAGACCCCCGGCCCCCCUUCCUCUCUAGGCUCCUCAUCCUCCCCUCCCAGCCUGCCCCACUGAUGGCCCUAACUGAGGCUGGGGCUCAGAGGGAGAGUAGGGGCUGGGGGACCUGGGGCGACCCCGUGGGGAGGAGCUGGGGACCUUCUCUGGAGGCUGGCAGUCUCGGAUUAAGGCGAGCCCUCCUCCAUCACUCCGGGGGCCUGCCCAGGGAGCCACAGCUCCAACCACAACCUCCUUUGGGGUUUGGCUGACAGAGCUGAGGCGGAUGAGCCCCAAGCAGCCCUGGCAGACUCCCCCGUGACCCGCCCGCACCCCUGCCUCUGGGGCACAGCCCAGAGAGUAUAAAACGGCGCUGGAGGCCGGGAGAAGCAGACUGGCCGGGUCCACGCAGCCGCUGACAGACACCAUGAGAGCCCCCGUGCUCCUCGCCCUGCUGGGCCUGGCCACGCUCUGCCUUGCUGGCCAGGCAGAUGCAAAGCCUGGUGAUGCAGAGUCAGGCAAAGGCGCAGCCUUCGUGUCCAAGCAGGAGGGCAGCGAGGUGGUGAAGAGACUCAGGCGCUACCUGGAUCCUGGGCUGGGAGCCCCAGCCCCCUACCCAGAUCCGCUGGAGCCCAAGAGGGAGGUGUGUGAGCUCAACCCUGACUGUGAUGAGCUAGCUGACCACAUCGGCUUCCAGGAGGCCUAUCGGCGCUUCUACGGCCCAGUCUAGAGCUCGCAGCCCUGCUGACCUGGCUGGCAGCCCCCAGCUCUGGCUUCUCUCCAGGACCCCUCCCCUCCCCAUCAUCCCCGCUGCUCUAGAAUAAACUCCAGAAGAGAAA
This is a messenger RNA of Capra hircus (goat), 1799 nucleotides long. It is a transcript of the gene BGLAP, whose product is annotated as bone gamma-carboxyglutamate protein. The record is from RefSeq and is a predicted model, not a curated record. Gene Ontology annotation, biological process: regulation of cellular response to insulin stimulus; regulation of bone mineralization; bone development. Lineage: Eukaryota; Metazoa; Chordata; Mammalia; Artiodactyla; Bovidae. Gene Ontology annotation, cellular component: extracellular region. The transcript is spliced from 4 exons. Bases 1388 to 1690 code for a protein of 100 amino acids. Gene Ontology annotation, molecular function: structural constituent of bone; hydroxyapatite binding; calcium ion binding.